Molecule: messenger RNA, 483 nt
Organism: Phytophthora infestans T30-4
Lineage: Eukaryota; Oomycota; Peronosporomycetes; Peronosporales; Peronosporaceae
Exons: 1
Coding region: 1-483 (160 amino acids)
Source: RefSeq, a predicted model, not a curated record
AUGACAACCGAUGAAGCCAUAUUCUGGCCAGCCUUCAACUGGAAUGCCAAUCCGUGGAUUCUGGAUAAAAGAGGUAACACCCUGAGUCGGAAGAAAUUCGACAGGAUACAAAGUUGCACGGUGGAAGCACUACAUAUCACACGUACCACUGACACUACCUACGAGUUCUCAAUUCCCGUUGAGGGAGAAGCGAAAUAUCAACAAGCAAAGCUGCGCAGGUGGGGUCUAGCUAUCCUACUUAGUGCGCCAUCGAUCGCAGUUGGGGCAGUACUACAGGUGACGAACAAACUUACACUGCGGCAUCCACCCACGCUCGUGAAGGGCUUUAUCUGGUAUAUCUUGCAGGAUGGAAGAGCACGAGGAUCGAGGCCUCCUGGUACAGAAGCCGAAACAACAACAAUCACGUUGGAGCAGAUGCCCAAUGGCAUAACAUGGAUACCAGUAACAUCAAGUCCAGCGGAGACCCAGCCACAGGAGGAAUAG